Chlorocebus sabaeus (green monkey) is the source of this 8436-nucleotide messenger RNA. It is a transcript of the gene RORB, whose product is annotated as RAR related orphan receptor B. Gene Ontology annotation, molecular function: zinc ion binding; nuclear receptor activity; melatonin receptor activity. Lineage: Eukaryota; Metazoa; Chordata; Mammalia; Primates; Cercopithecidae. Gene Ontology annotation, biological process: regulation of transcription by RNA polymerase II. Gene Ontology annotation, cellular component: nucleus. The record is from RefSeq and is a predicted model, not a curated record.
UGCUGGGCGCUGAUUGGCGGCUGCGCUGACAGCAGGCGGGGCCUGGAAGUCGCGGCCAAGCCCGCCCUCGCGUAUAAGCCCCUCUCAGCGCUCUCUCUCCAUCUCUCCCCUCUCUUUCUCUCUCGCUGCUCCCUUCCUCCCUGUAACUGAACAGUGAAAAUUCACAUUGUGGAUCCGCUAACAGGCACAGAUGUCAUGUGAAAACGCACAUGCUCUGCCAUCCACACCGCCUUUCUUUCUUUUCUUUCUGUUUCCUUUUUUCCCCCUUGCUCCUUCUCCCUCUUCUUUGUAACUAACAAAACCACCACCAACUCCUCCUCCUGCUGCUGCCCUUCCUCCUCCUCCUCAGUCCAAGUGAUCACAAAAGAAAUCUUCUGAGCCGGAGGCGGUGGCAUUUUUAAAAAGCAAGCACAUUGGAGAGAAAGAAAAAGAAAAACAAAACCAAAACAAAACCCAGGCACCAGACAGCCAGAACAUUUUUUUUCACCCUUCCUGAAAACAAACAAACAAACAAACAAGCAUCAAAACAGUCACCACCAACAUCAAAACUGUUAACAUAGCGGCGGCGACGGCAAACGUCACCCUGCGGCCACGGCGUCCGCCUAAAGGGAUGGUUUUCUCGGCAGCGCAGCUCUUCGCCGACCACCUUCUUCACUCGUGCUGAGCGGGAUUUUUGGGCUCUCCAGGGUUCGGGCUGGGAGCAGCUUCAUGACUACGCGGAGCGGGAGAGCGGCCACACCAUGCGAGCACAAAUUGAAGUGAUACCAUGCAAAAUUUGUGGCGAUAAGUCCUCUGGGAUCCACUACGGAGUCAUCACAUGCGAAGGCUGCAAGGGAUUCUUUAGGAGGAGCCAGCAGAACAAUGCCUCUUAUUCCUGCCCAAGGCAGAGAAACUGUUUAAUUGACAGAACCAACAGAAACCGUUGCCAACACUGCCGACUGCAGAAGUGUCUUGCCCUGGGAAUGUCAAGAGAUGCUGUGAAGUUUGGGAGGAUGUCCAAGAAGCAAAGGGACAGCCUGUAUGCUGAGGUGCAGAAGCACCAGCAGCGGCUGCAGGAACAGCGGCAGCAGCAGAGUGGAGAGGCAGAAGCCCUUGCCAGGGUGUACAGCAGCAGCAUUAGCAACGGCCUGAGCAACCUGAACAACGAGACCAGCGGCACUUACGCCAACGGGCACGUCAUUGACCUGCCCAAGUCUGAGGGUUAUUACAACGUCGAUUCCGGUCAGCCGUCCCCUGAUCAGUCAGGACUUGACAUGACUGGAAUCAAACAGAUAAAGCAAGAACCUAUCUACGACCUCACAUCCGUACCCAACUUGUUUACCUAUAGCUCUUUCAACAAUGGGCAGUUAGCACCAGGGAUAACCAUGACCGAAAUCGAUCGAAUUGCACAGAACAUCAUUAAGUCCCAUUUGGAGACAUGUCAGUACACCAUGGAAGAGCUGCACCAGCUGGCGUGGCAGACCCACACCUAUGAAGAAAUUAAAGCUUAUCAAAGCAAGUCCAGGGAAGCACUGUGGCAACAAUGUGCCAUCCAGAUCACUCACGCCAUCCAAUACGUGGUGGAGUUUGCAAAGCGGAUAACAGGCUUCAUGGAGCUCUGUCAAAAUGAUCAAAUUCUACUUCUGAAGUCAGGUUGCUUGGAAGUGGUUUUAGUGAGAAUGUGCCGUGCCUUCAACCCAUUAAACAACACUGUUCUGUUUGAAGGAAAAUAUGGAGGAAUGCAAAUGUUCAAAGCCUUAGGUUCUGAUGACCUAGUGAAUGAAGCAUUUGACUUUGCAAAGAAUUUGUGUUCCUUGCAGCUGACCGAGGAGGAGAUCGCUUUGUUCUCAUCUGCUGUUCUGAUAUCUCCAGACCGAGCGUGGCUUAUAGAACCAAGGAAGGUCCAGAAGCUUCAGGAAAAAAUUUAUUUUGCACUUCAACAUGUGAUUCAGAAGAAUCACCUGGAUGAUGAGACCUUGGCAAAGUUAAUAGCCAAGAUACCAACCAUCACGGCAGUUUGCAACUUGCACGGGGAGAAGCUGCAGGUAUUUAAGCAAUCUCAUCCAGAGAUAGUGAAUACACUGUUUCCUCCGUUAUACAAGGAGCUCUUUAAUCCUGACUGUGCCACCGGCUGCAAAUGAAGGGGACAAGAGAACUGUCUCAUAGUCAUGGAAUGCAUCACCAUUAAGACAAAAGCAAUGUGUUCAUGAAGACUUAAGAAAAAUGUCACUACUGCAACAUUAGGAAUGUCCUGCACUUAAUAGAAUUAUUUUUCACCGCUACAGUUUGAAGAAUGUAAAUAUGCACCUGAGUGGGGCUCUUUUAUUUGUUUGUUUGUUUUUGAAAUGACCAUAAAUAUACAAAUAUAGGACACUGGGUGUUAUCCUUUUUUUAAUUUUAUUCGGGUAUGUUUUGGGAGACAACUGUUUAUAGAAUUUUAUUGUAGAUAUAUACAAGAAAAGAGCGGUACUUUACAUGAUUACUUUUCCUGUUGAUUGUUCAAAUAUAAUUUAAGAAAAUUCCACUAAAUAGGCUUACCUAUUUCUAUGUUUUUAGGUAGUUGAUGCAUGUGUAAAUUUGUAGCUGUCUUGGAAAGUACUGUGCAUGUAUGUAAUAAGUAUAUAAUAUGUGAGCAUAUUAUAUACGACUAUUACUUAUACAUGCACAUGCACUGUAGCUUAAAUACCAUACCUACUAGCAAUGGAGGUUCAGUCAGGCUCUCUUCUAUGAUUUACCUUCUGCGUUAUAUGUUACCUUUAUGUUAGACAAUCAGGAUUUUGUUUUCCCAGCCAGAGUUUUCAUCUAUAGUCAAUGGCAGGACGGUACGAACUCAGAAAUAAGUCUACAAAGGAAUAAACAUAAUGUGUGGCCUCUGUAUACAAACUCUAUUUCUGUCAGUGACAUCAAAGCCUUGUCAAGAUGAUUAGGAAGGGGGCAGUAUUUGGAGCCAUUUUCCUGUUUCAAGAAUUAGGCCACAGAUAAUAUUGCAAGGUCCAAGACUUUUUUGACCAAACAGUAGGUAUUUUCUAUUUUUCACCAGAACACAUAAAAACACUUUUCUCUUUUGGAUUUCCAGUUGUGAAGGAAGCUUGAUUUCAGUGCUUAUUGUGUCUUCAACUGAAAACUACAAUCCGUGGAUUAUGACUACCAGCAAUUUUUUCUAGAAACAUUAAAAGAAUAAAUCAGAACCCAGGGCAACAAUGCCAUUUCAUGUAAACAUUUUCUCUCUCACCAUGUUUUGGCAAGAAAAGAUAGAAAGAGAAGACCUAAAGUAAAGAAGUAAUCUUUAUAUUCCUUCUCUUUAAUACCUUUAUUAGGAAAAGUGGCAAUAAAGGAGGAAGCAUAUUAUAAAAUGUUAUAAUAUAAAAAUGUAGCAAAAACUCGACAGAUUAGAAAAAAAAGAUCUGUGUUAUUCUGGAGAUCUAAUGUACCCCAAAGGCAAAACUAAUUCCUAUGCAAUUUACAAUUAUAUCAUCCAUUUACCCUAGAAUUUUUUUUUUAGCAAUUUUUAGAAGUAAAGAAUACAAGGAUGACAUUGGGAUCCGAGAUUUUAGACUUCCUUGUACAAAUCCUCACUUCUCCACCUGUUCAUCAAUGAAAUUAAUCAUAAGAAAAGCAUAUAUUCCAAGAAAUUUGUUCUGCCUGUGUCCUGGAGACCUAUACCUUUGGUAUUUUCUGAUUCAAAAUAAAACUUAAACAAAACAAAACAAAACAAAAAAACUAGGAGAGAAGUUUGUGUAUAAGACAAUGACAAUUAUGGUCUCCUGUAAUCAUAUCCCAGCCACCAACUCCUAAAGAACUGCCCUUUUCUCCUUGCUACACACACACACACACACACACACACACCCCUGCUUUGUAAAGUUUCCAUCAGUGGAAACUUUUAUUAUUAUUAUUUUUAAUCUCUGUGCUCUCCUGAAGUUCAUGGUUGAGCAGCAUCUCCAAGAUACCACAGACCUCUUGAUUGAUGAUCAAAACAGUAGUGUCGCCUUUUCCUUUUAGAAAACGGAACAUUUUCUCACCUCAUGAUUGAUGAAUUCUAAACCAAUGGGGAAAAACAAAAAGGCUUUAAAAUAAUGAAUCUGUUUCUCAACUACUGUUAUAUUCAAUUAAUUUAACUACAUUGAACCAAAUUACCUUUGGUUCUAAGAAGACAGCUGUAGACUGCUUAUUAUGCUGCUACAGGGACUCAAUUCUUUUUGGUGUAAAUGUCACUCCUGCUAGCUCUUUGUAUAAAGAAUUAAUUCCCAGAGUCAUAUUUCCUUCUAAUGGAAAGAUUACUCUACUGAUUGCUAGGAAAACAGGGUAAUGGAAGGCACUCAAUUAAACGAAGCCAUUUCCAAAUGCAAUGUAUGUUUUAUGAUUGGCUUGUGAUAGGCGAUGCUUCAUGUGUCUACUUGGUGUUUCCCUUUGAGCUUUGAACUUAUGUCAAACUUUGUUUUCAUUGUUCUGUUGGCCUGGUGUUUUCCAUUGUCAGCCUGUAAUUCCUGCUCAGUUGCAGAGGGAAUUAUUUAUUUCCUCCAAUUUACCUUAGAGGAUUUAAAUUGGCUCAAUUGAUGAAGUGGCUCAGAAUUUUUUCCUCCCUUUUCCCAUGGGUGAUAUAGGAAAAAGAUUGUUCCCCACAUUUACCUUGGGAGGUACUGCUUUUGAAUUUGUGUUGUUUCCACUAGUGUAAGCAUUUCAUUGGGACAGCAUGGACCUUUUGAAGCUGGGAGGAAGGAAACAGAGCUAGCAUCUGAACCAGAACAAAACAAUGGCAACCAGGAAGUACUCAGCCCACUUAGUUGAGACAAGAUAUUUCUAGUUUGGGUUACAGUUGCCUAACCUUCCCUUAAAAGAGAAUCCAGUCAUGUUUUCAAUGGUAAAAAGCCUUAAAAAGGUGCCCUUCGAAGAUCUCCUAUGACUGUAUGUCAAGGUAUUUUGUACCUACAAUCCCAGAACUUUGUUCCUUCCCCAUGAGGACUAACAAAUGUUCACAACACUCAUGAUCAAGUGUGCACUGGAAGAAAAAAAUCCACAAUCUGGGCUUCUCACUUCGUGCUUCAUAAAUGACAAUCACUGCUCGAUGCAGAUGUUGCACUGUGUCCACUCAGGGAUGUUUCAUUAAAAAAAAAAAAAUACAUCAAGAAGGAGGAAAAAAUUAAAAACGGAAAAAUGACAACAAAACGUGAAUGGUAUACAUUAACUAUGCCGCUGAGAGCACCUCUCUGACAAGGCUUUCAGGCCAACAAGCAGUAACUUCAUGUCAUAAACUGGACUGAAUUAUUUGGACUUGCUGAAAAGUUGCACCCAAGUAAGGACAACUUGGUCUCAUUUUCUAAACUCCGCUAACAGCCAAAUAAUCUAGCUGUCCCAUUCAGAGGAAUUUUUAUCUCCCUGCAAAUCCAAACUUUUCUAUACAGAUCCUGAACAAGGCAAUUACAGAAAUCUAACUGGCAUUAGAUAAAAUGGACAAGGGAGGUGAAACUGGGUGAAUUCAAACUUCAGUGUAUUUGUGGUCCAUAAAAAGAAAGGGUAAUUUUGGAGGGAAAAUAGAACAGGAAAGGAUUCCAAAUCUGGGUUGACCACCCGCAUAUACCCGUACUGUCCAUGACUCAGCUAAUCUUUGUGCCCCUUGUUCUGUGGCUCCUUUUCUGUUUUGAGACAGAUCUUGUUCAACAUGUUGCUCAGGCUGCAGUGCAGUGGCGUGAGAUCUCGGCUCACUGCAACCUCUGCCUCCUGGGUUCAAGUGAUUCUCCUGCCUCAGCCUCCCAAAUAACUGGCAUUACAGGCACAUGCCCCUACACCUGGCUAAUUUUUGUAUUUUUAGUAGAGAUGGGGUUUCACCAUGUUGGCCAGGCUGAUCUUGAACUCCUGACCUCAAGUGAUCCACCCACCUUGGCCUCCCAAAGUGCUAGGAUUACAGGCAUGAGCCACCCCGCCCUGCCUUCGGUAGCUCUUUUAUCCCCCAAAGACUGAAAGCUGAAGGUGGAGAUGUUCUCCACAAACAUACCCUUUCUGAAUUUCCCUUGUUUUAGCACUGCGUUCAGGGCUCUGGACUAAAGUACCUCGGAGUAGGUAAAAUCAGAGACUAUAACGAUCUCCUGAGUGAUUAGAUUUCUUUGGUAGAUUCUAAGAGAUCUUGAAUCAUAAUAAACUCUGCAUAUUAACAAGAGGUCCCAGGGAGGUGUCAGUACAUUUCCUAUCAUAGCUGCCUUGUUCAAAGCAUAACUUCACAGCAGUGAAGUUAAACUGUUUGUAGAAAACCACAAAGAUCAACUCAUGCUCACUCUCUACAAUGUAAUGUGUCCCAGGCUUGAAGGCAAAAAACAAGUCUUGAGUCCCAGGGACAACCUAAAACCUACCAGCUUUUUUCAAAAACAGCAAUCAGAUGCAAAUAAUGGCAGUGUUCUAUGUUCUUUGUUUCUGUUCAUUAUAGAAGCAAGGAAAAAGUCUACUUCUACUGGAAAUUAGAAGAAAUAAUUUCUUCCUGACUCUUUUUUUUUUUCUAUAAACUUUUAUUUCCAAGGAAGCUGCUACAAUUGACAGUCAGUUCAGGCCAUGGAUGUCUGUGCCCUGACAGAAGCACCGUCCAACAGAACAGCAAUAAUUUUAAAGUGUGCUUCUGUAGUGAAACUCUGCACAAAGCCCCCUGCAUAAAGAAGAGGGGAAAGCCUACCAUCUGCUUUAGACGAAGUGCUAUUUCAUGUUCUGUUUCCAACUGCCAGUAUAAGCAGCAGCUAGAGUAAAGACCUGAUGUGGGAAACUAUGGGGGUCUUUCAAAAAAAAAGAUGACACUCUAUUCAUUUUUGGCUCUCAGGACCAGAGGGUACAGGGUAGAGGGUAGUUUGCCAUUUAAAGCAGGGGCUGAAAAUUCGAAAGCCUAAAAGGGCCGGGGGGCUUAAUGCAAAUGGGUGAAGCAGCCCAGUGACAAGCUGGCCAGGAAAUGCCCUGUGGAAAAAGGGACAUCCACGAUUUAGCUGAAGCUGAAUGCUGCUAGAGCUUCUGAAUUUUAUAAAGUCUCUGAAAUUAUACAUAAUGGGAGUUGAUUCAGAGCUUAGUGCAGACCAAACAAAUACAUCACUGAGCAGAAGAGGGCCCGUAAAUGGUCAGCUUGCAGCCUCUGGUUUAAAGCAACAUCGCAUCUGGGACCAGCUCAACGGCGGCAAGUCCGGCCAGAUUCAACCCUGGGCGAUAUUAGAACGAUAUUAGUUUUGGAAGGAGGGGAUGGAGAUCUUCCCCUUCUCAUACUCUAUUUUGUUUUCGUAUGUGAUUGUCACAACUAGAGGAUAUAACAGGAGGUCAGUUUACAAAAUAGCCAACAGUCUAAAAAUGAAAACAAUUCAAUUUAGUGACGGCUUCUAAAAGGCACGUCAACUUGUCUUGCCCACACUCCCUUCUUCAUAGAGCCAGGGGCUAGAUUUCUUGCCACUUUUUUCUGAAAGGCAAAUACGUGACUUUGAUUCUUUUGGGUCUCGACGUGUUUCUUUAACUGUGUGACUUCAACAUCUGUGACAAGUGUUUGUUUUCCCUUCGUCGUAUGUGAAGAAUCUAUUCUAUAGUCGUGAUCAUGUAGUCCUCCAUUGUUUGGAAGUGCAGACCGUGGACCUAUGCAGCAGAUGGGGGUUUUCUAUUUGUGCACUUUUUUCCUAAGCUGCUGAAAUUCCUCCGAUGUGAAUGGGCCAUAGCAAUCUUUGCCUCCUGCGUGACCGUAAGCAUGGCCUCCAGUGGAUCAGAGAAAGCAGCUCAGUGAUUGUUCUCAUGGCCAAAAAUAAAGCACAAGGGUUACCGGAAUUGAAUGAGCCCCGCUCAGGGCCGCACGGGGCAUCUGCACCCCAGCUGGGCAGCACGAUCCUUGUAUUCAACUAUACUCUUCUGGCAGUGGUUGGUGGCAAGCAUUCGCGUGCCUCUGUCACAACCAUACCGUAGACACACAUUAGGUAUGUCUGGAAAGCUACAAAUCCCACAUCCAAGCACAGUGCCGUCUGCUUCAUCUGAUUAACACACACACAAGAAAGAAAAAUUACACCCACAGAAAACUGAGUAUGUAUUGUAGAAAUGUAGAGGAAAAAUAAAAAUAUUUUUUCAAAUGUAAUUACUUUUAAUAUAUGCUUGUGGAGGGUCUAAUACAAUGUAUGCUGUCUCUGUAAUUUUUGCUGUAAAUAACUGGAGACAGUGAGUACACUGAUUUUUCUAUGUCUCUGUUUAAGCAUAAGACUUUGUAACAAUUUUUUUAGAGGGGGAAAUCAACAAAGAGCAAAUAUGUACUUGCUUCCUUUCUGCGUGUUAUGUACUUCUCAGUUUUUUAAUGGAAACUGGUUGUAACAGUUUAAGCAUCUUGACGGGUCAUUGGUGUUAAGUGUAUGCUUCUUUUUGUAAUAUGACUGAGAAAGGGACAGGGCUGUCAAUUAAAUCUGCUCCAAAGAGUUUGUAUCGAAGAUUGGCCUAAGACCUGCAAACUCCAUCUCUAACAAGACAAUA